UAGGGAGAGCGUGGAGAGUGUGUGUGCAUAGGAAAGAGAGAGAGAGAAGAGGGGGGGAGAGAGAGAGCGCGUGUGUGUGGAAAAAGGAAGCGGAGCCUGUAAACGGCGCUGGUUUCCUACCCCUCGAAACAACUCACAGCGCUGUGUUACUUUUCAUGUGGACACUAUCAUCGACAGCAACAACAACACGGCCAAAGGGAAUAGCAGCAGAACCGAGACAUGAACCAGGAACAGUGCCUUUACACGGCCAUUUCGGACGCGAACAGUAAUUCAGUAAAGUGAAACCGUCUUUUGUUGAAGCAAGUGCUCGCCCGAGCCCCUCCGUGUGGGCAGCGGGUUUAAAAGGAGAAAAACCUGGAGGAUACAAAAAAAAGUGUCCUUGUUCGCCUCGUUUGGUCCCGGUUCUUGGAUGUGGCCCAGCUGGCUUAAGUUCGGUGGGUCAUCUUGAGCUAGGAUCGCAUUUUGAACUCUUUUGGAAGCAGUCUCUGGGACUCCAAGAAUCACCAGACUGGCGGCUUUUCUGAAACACUGGGGUUGUUGGUGUGGCCAAAUUUUCCCUGGAUUUGACUGGUAAAUUCAGAAGACUGAAGCCCAGGCUCACAGUCUACCUUUCACGGAGGCCCAGCCGUGAGAGGACUGAGGAAGGCACGUGGCGGAUCAUGACGGCCGACAAAGAGAAGGAGAGGGAGAAAGAGCGGGACAGAGAUAGAGACAGGGAUAGGGACAAGAGAGAGUCUGGCAAGUCUCGCCGGCUGGACGCCGACCGUGAGAGCGAGAGCUCCAGGCCCCGACGCAGCUGUACGCUGGAAGGCGGGGCCAAGAACUAUGCAGAGAGCGACCACAGUGAGGAUGAGGACAACGAAAAUGGCACCCCAGGUGGAGUGAACGGCAUGGGCGAGGAGGCCGGCAAGAAAGGCAAGAAGAAGACGCCUAAAAAGAAAUCACGCUACGAGCGCACAGAAAACGGAGAAAUCACCUCCUUCAUCACAGAAGACGAUGUUGUUUACAGACCCGGAGAUUGUGUGUACAUUGAAAGUCGCCGGCCCAACACUCCCUAUUUCAUUUGUAGCAUUCAGGAUUUCAAGCUGGUGAGUACAUCUUCACUUCCUGUGUGUCCGGUUUUGUGA
This is a messenger RNA of Notothenia coriiceps (black rockcod), 1127 nucleotides long. Its product is annotated as arginine-glutamic acid dipeptide repeats protein-like. The record is from RefSeq and is a predicted model, not a curated record. The transcript is spliced from 3 exons. The coding region runs from base 660 to 1127 and encodes 155 amino acids. Lineage: Eukaryota; Metazoa; Chordata; Actinopteri; Perciformes; Nototheniidae.